UCGAUCAGUGCAAGCAAUGCAUGCCUGCCUACCUAGUUUUUAGCGGCCAUCGAUCAGUGCAUGCAAUCGGUACCUCUAUUUACGUUUUACCGGCCAUCAGUGCAUGCAUGCAAAGGGAUCAGGCGCCUGUUCAAGCGGAUCGGAAACGAAGAGACCUAAUCCUCAUCCAAUUCCAUCGAUCAUCUAUCUCAUCACCAUAUGUAUAUAUAUAUAUAUAUAUCUAUCUAUCUAUCUACAGAGAUGAGACCUAGCAGCGCAUCUUCUCCUCGACCUGUAUCGACACGUUCAGUCCACCACCAUCAUAUCCUUAAGGGAAGAGAUCAUCAUAUUCUCAAGGGAAGGGAAGAGAUGGAGCAGCUACCUGACGAUAUGCUUGUGGAAAUCCUGAGCCGCCUCCCGCCCAGCAGCCUAGCGGCGUCACGCUGCGUCUCCAAGCACUUGUGCUCCAUCGUGGACGCCCGACGUCUCCUGCGCACCGGCCACCUCCUUCCUCUCCGCCUCGACGCCUUCUACUGCAUCAGCCUGGCCUCGGUCGAUCGGGAGACAUAUCUUUUCGCACGGCCAUCGGUAGCGCGUCGGAUCCCCGGCGCCUGCCUUGACUUCAGGGUAGAUCUUGAGGUUGUGGAUCACUGCAACGGUCUACUGUUGCUGUGUGACAUGGUUUUCAGGUUGCUGAACCCUGCCACACGGCAAUCGGCAGCCCUGCCUAAAGCCCCGGAUCCAUCCAUUGAGAACAUGCUUGGGGUCGCCACAGUUUGGGCCGGGACAGCGCCGCACCGCCCCCCAUUUUACUUGUUUACAGACUUUAAUCUUGUGUACGACCCCAUGGCCGAGUCGCCGGAGCAUUUCGAGGUAUUUCUGAUCCCCGUGUUAUUGUGCGGCCAUAGUGGUUUGAUGUCCGACAAUAUCACCAUCAACCUUGAGGAGCAAGAAUGGCCGCCAUCGACAUACAGAACCCACGUCUUCUCGUCGAGGAGCUGGAGGUGGGAGGAGAGGUCCUGGGUCCGCCAAGGGGAGCCUACGGGGACCAUGGCCGAUAUGCUGCGAUCUGAGCAUGGUUGGAAUCACAAGGCUGUUUAUUUUCGAGGAGCACUCUAUGUGCAUUAUUCAAAUGAAUCUGUCAUGAGGAUAUCCAUAUCCAAGGACAGGAAUACGUAUCAAAUGAUGAGACUUCCAGCAAUACGGAGCAAACAGAUAGUUAAGCGUGCUACCUUUUACUUGGGAAAAUCUGAGAAAGGAGUAUAUUGUGCGUUGUUUUAUUGGGCCCAGGAUGACAGCGACCCCCAGUUUCGAGUCUGGUCUCUUAUGGAGGAAGAGAUGAAUGGACGUGAUGGACAAAUUCAUAUGAAGUGGUUGAUAAAGACUAGCAUCAGCCUUAAACCCCUGCUGGCACAACUUCAUCAUUGUGGUCACGACUUGACUCCAGAUGAAUGGAGGAUCAUCUAUAACCGCCAUGACCGUGACCUUGUUGGUUCGUCUGCACAAGAUGAUAUUGAUGAUGAAUGGGACUUUGAAAAUGCUCAUGAGAUUGUCCUUGAAGCACCUAACAAUGUUAAUGACUGGUACCCUAUAGAUUUUCUCGUAUUUCAUCCUUACAAGGAGAUUGUCUUCUUUUCCUUAUCAUGGAAGACAAUAUCUUAUAAUUUGAAUACCACAAAGGUUCGACAGCUGGGCUGCGCAGCUCAUAUACCGGUGGGCAUAAAAACUUGUUUUCCAUACACACCCUGCUACCUGACGAUGGAGAAAUUAACUAACAGUUGAUCGUCCUCCGCCCACCACUUUUGAUGAUGAUUAGUGCUUAUAAUGACUUACUUAACUAGAGAGUGCACAUCUUUCUUCCACUUUACAUUAUAUUUGUCAGAUUAUCUUUAAUUUUGGCAAUACAUAUUUUACUUCCGUUUUUUUU
This is a messenger RNA of Zea mays, 1906 nucleotides long. RefSeq lists its product as uncharacterized. The transcript has 2 exons. Gene Ontology annotation, molecular function: protein binding. Lineage: Eukaryota; Viridiplantae; Streptophyta; Magnoliopsida; Poales; Poaceae. Bases 199 to 1761 code for a protein of 520 amino acids. The record is from RefSeq and is a predicted model, not a curated record.